This is a messenger RNA of Oncorhynchus nerka (sockeye salmon), 3299 nucleotides long. RefSeq names its product A disintegrin and metalloproteinase with thrombospondin motifs 5 (gene adamts5). The transcript is spliced from 8 exons. NCBI's taxonomy places the organism in Eukaryota, Metazoa, Chordata, Actinopteri, Salmoniformes, Salmonidae. The coding region runs from base 319 to 3204 and encodes 961 amino acids. Gene Ontology annotation, molecular function: zinc ion binding; metalloendopeptidase activity. The record is from RefSeq and is a predicted model, not a curated record. Gene Ontology annotation, biological process: proteolysis; extracellular matrix organization.
CGAGUGAGUGCAAAGGGGCAGGACUUUUUCUCUCUCCUCUAUUAAGAGGAAACUUUUGUGUUUUGUUCUCCAAGUUCAGCUCGGUCCUCCAAGCCGUGUUCUCCGCUGCGCUUUUCUUCAAUCUUCGCUCUUUUCUUCCAUUCCCUCCUAUGCCUUCAUUUUUCAGCGUUUUUUUCUCACUUUUCAUUGCAAUUCUGGAUAUCGAGAUCAUGCGCAUUCAAACGGGACCUGUUCUGAAAAUUGUUUGUUCUUCGUUUCCAUUACUGUUUUAGUUGGAAUAUAAAUGUUUCGCCGUGCACUACUUGUUUUGGGGUAAAGAUGACCCGUGUCUUUUGCGCUUUUGCUGGAGUCAUGAUGGUGUUUCGCAUUAUUUUGCUGUGCAUCAUGGAGUUGCAUGCUGGCUGCGAUGCCGUGCUCGCCGCCGGUCUCACCACUUUCAGGGCUUUCGCUCCACCUGCACAAGAGGGUGUUGUGCGGACCGUCGAUCGGAUUUACCAUGGUGGUGGGAAGGUUGGUUACCUACUCUACAUGGAUGGGAGAAAGUUUCAGUUAGAUAUGGAGAGGGAUGAGUCAAUUUUGUCACAUCACUUCAGUCCGAAAUAUGUGAUGGCCCUGAUGGGGGCGGGAGAAGGCGCCGCGCCUCUGCACCGGGAGUGUGUUUACCGGGGAACCGUGGACUCCAACCCCGAAUCCCUGGCGGUUUUCAGCCUCUGUGGUGGGGGUCUAGAGGGAUUUUUCGCUUUGAAACACGCACGCUACACAAUCACACUUCUCAUCCGAACCAAUGGACACGAUAACGACGUGCGUUCGCUGGAUGACAAGGAUGCGAAGAGCGCGCUCCACUACUUCACGCGGGAGCGCUUCAGCUUCGAAGCCAUGCCUGUGAGCGAGAGCUGUGGGACCAAGGAAGGGCGCGGGCGCAUGGAUGCAUCGAGGAAACACUGGCGUAAGGGUCGAGGGAAGGGGAAACGCGACCGGCAUGGUGUCACCCUGGACAGGGGCGAGGAGCGCAGCAGAGCGCACGGGGGAAGAUGGUGGACGCAGUUGUCCAAACCUGCCUCUCCACCCUCACUGGGAAGUCGGCGCAAGAGGUCGGUUUCGCGCGCCAGGCACGUAGAGCUCCUGCUGGUCGCAGAUGAGUCCAUGUCCAAGAAGUACGGCAAGGACCUGCACCACUACCUGCUCACGCUGGCCUCCAUCGCUUCCAAGUUGUACGGCCAUGUCAGCAUCGAGAACCCCAUCCGUCUGUCCGUUGUGAAGGUGACCAUGGUCACGGAGAAGGAGAAGGGGCUGGAUGUGUCCAAGAACGCAGCCGCCACGCUCAAGAGCUUCUGCAAGUGGCAGAACCAGCAGAACCCACUGGACGACGACAACCAGCACCACCACGACGCCGCCAUCCUCUUCACCAGGCAGGACCUGUGUGGGCACCACUCGUGUGACACACUGGGCAUGGCUGACGUUGGCACCAUCUGUUCACCAGAGAGGAGCUGUGCCGUCAUAGAGGACGACGGACUCCAUGCCGCCUUCACCGUGGCACACGAGAUAGGUCACUUGCUGGGCCUGUCUCACGACGACUCCAAGUUCUGCGAAGAGCGUUUCGGCGCCAGCGCGGACAAGCGUCUCAUGUCGUCCAUCCUGACCUCCAUCGACGCCUCCAAACCCUGGAGCCGCUGCACCUCAGCUACCAUCACGGACUUCUUUGACGAUGGCAACGCCGAGUGUCUCCUGGACCCCCCCCGCCAGCCCCUGCUCGGCUCAGAGGAGCUGCCCGGCCAGAGCUACGACGCCGUGCGCCAAUGCCGCCUGGCGUUUGGACCCGAGUACACGGUCUGCCCGGGCAUGGACGUGUGCGCCCGCCUAUGGUGCGCAGUGAUACGCCAGGGGCAGAUGGUGUGCCUGACCAAGAAGCUGCCCGCCGUGGAGGGCACGCCGUGUGGCAAGGGUCGCAUCUGCCUCCAGGGAAAGUGUGUGGACAAGACCCGCAAGAGACACUACUCGGCAUCUAACCAUGGUAGUUGGAGUUCAUGGGGUCCGUGGGGGGCAUGUUCGAGGACGUGUGGUGGAGGGGUGCAGUUCGCCCAGCGUCUGUGUAACAACCCGCCGCCCCGAAACAAUGGGCGCUACUGCACCGGCAAGAGGGCCAUCUACAAGUCCUGCAGCGUCACCCCGUGCCCCUCGCCCAGUAAGAGUUUCCGCCAGGAGCAGUGUGAGUUGCGGAACGGCCCCCAGACAGACCCUAAGGGGGUGAAGACCUUUGUGGAGUGGGUACCCAAGUUCGCAGGGGUGCUACCUAAAGAUGUGUGCAAGCUGACCUGCCGGGCCAAGGGCACAGGCUACUAUGUGGUGUUCUCGCAGAGGGUGGCGGACGGGACAGAAUGUCGGCCGUACAGCAGCUCAGUGUGUGUGAAGGGCAAGUGUGUGCGUACCGGCUGUGACGGCAUCAUCGGUUCCAAGCUGCAGUUUGACAAGUGUGGCAUCUGUGGAGGGGACAGCACCGGCUGCAUCCGGGUGAUAGGGAACUACACCAAGAAGAGUAAGGGCUACACAGACGUCGUGAAGAUCCCAGCGGGCUCCACCCACAUCAAGGUCCGCCAGCACAAGCCCAAGGACCAGCCCCGCUACACAGCCUACCUGGCCCUGCGUCGUCCCAGUGGCGACUACCUUCUCAACGGCAAGUUCAUGAUCUCUACCUCAGAGACGGUCAUCCCCCUCAACGGCUCGGUGCUCAACUACAGUGGCUGGAGCCAGCGGGACGAGUGGCUACACAGCAUGGGCCCUGGGGCCCUCAGAGAGGCCCUUACAGUUCAGAUUCUGGCCACGGACGCCAAGAGGCCCCUGGAUAUCCGCUACAGCUUCUUCAUGCCCCGUCGUGUUUCGGCUCCACCGCCACCACCUCCCCCGCACACCUCCACAACUACACCCACCACUACUACUACAACAACCACCUCUACUAGAUCAAGCAGUAGAACCAUAUCGGCCCCGUUUUUGGCCCUGGCUCUCUCUACAGCCCCAGGGGUGUCAACGGCGGCGGCCUCUGGGCCCCAGUGGGUGACUGGCCCCUGGAUGAUCUGCUCCAGGACUUGUGACACAGGCUGGCAGAGCCGCACGGUGCAGUGCAAGGACCCGCAGGCCAAGCUGGCCAAGGGCUGCCCUCUGGGCGACCGCCUCUCCGCCUUCAAACAAUGCCUGGUGAAAAAGUGUUGAGAGCACCAGAAACUAGACUCCCCUGAAAGUAGGGGGUACACACAGACAGAGAGACUGGCUAUUGAUAGUCAACCCCUCCUCUUCCUUACCCCCUC